UAUUCCAUACCCCAACAACAUCCCAUUUUCCCUUCCUCAUCACUUCCCUACCUCCGGAAUAAACUGGAUAAAUGUGAGGUGAUGCACAUGGACAGGACAAACAAGGCAAUGGAGCACAUGAUAAACAGUAGGUCCCUGGGAAUCCCCGAGGAUCAGAGGGACCUCGGUGUUUAUGUCCACCAGAUCCCUUAAGGUAUCAGAGCAGCUGCAGAAAGCAAAUGGGCUUCUGGCCUUUAUUAGCUGAGGCAUCAGGUUUAAAGGAAGGAGGUUCUGGUGUAAAACACUGGGUAAGCCCAUAGCGGGAAUAUUGUGCCCGGUUCUGGAAUCCACACUAUUGGAGGCACGGGAGAGGGUUUGCAAAGGAGAUUUACCAGGAUGUUGCCUGGGAUGGAGAGAUUGGACAGACUGGUCCUGCUUUCCUUGGAGCAGCAGAGACUGAAGAGGGACACGAUUGAGAUGGAUAACGUUAUGACGGGCAUGGACAGGGGAGAUAGGAAGGAACGUUUUCCCCUUGGUGGUGGGAUGAGUGACAAGGGAUUUAAGGGAAGGAGCAGAAGGUUUAGAGGAGACGUGAUGAAGAGAAAAGGGAGGUAGUAAUCAGGAGCUCAAUGCCUGUGAGGGUGGGAGAGGCAGAGGCCCUCAUAACAUUGAAGAAAUAUUUAGAUGUGCACUUGUGAUACCAAGGCUGCGGACCAUGUGCUGGACAGUGGGAUUAAAAUAGUUAGGUGGCUGGUUUUAACCAGUACAUACACAAUGGGCUAAAGUGCCUGUUUCUGAGAUCUCUAUAACUCUGUGUCUAAUGUUUUUAUAUUAUUGAGGCUUCUCAUUCUGAUUUUCCGAUUGUAGCUGGAAUGUGCGGAGGUCCUGAAGCUGUUGGAUGAGGAGCAGGCAAUGAUUUACUUCUCCUUAGGCAGCACCUACUUUGAUCUGAAGAAUUACAAACAGGCCAUCAGUCAUUAUGAAACAGAACUGAUGUUUCAGAAAGACCGACCCCGGGAGAAGUGCAAAACGUGGCUCCAUCUCGCAGCAGCCAAGAGGAUGGAUGGAGCAGGAAGCACUGAGGUCCUUCAGUGCUACCAGAAUGCACUGCAACUGGCUAAGGAGACCAAUGAUCCCAGGCUCCAGAGAAAGGUGCUGAAGGAACUGGAUCGAAGCCACAGGAAUGCGAGCAGCUCCUCGGAGCAGGACAGGAAAGAUGGGACAACAACAGAUAGCAGUCAGGAGGAGCUGGAGACAGAGCAUCGAGAGCUCCCAGAACACAGUGAUCCGGAACUCUGGAAAACCAGUAAGUGGAGGAAAUCUGGGACCAGGGUGUAG
Molecule: messenger RNA, 1317 nt
Organism: Rhincodon typus (whale shark)
Lineage: Eukaryota; Metazoa; Chordata; Chondrichthyes; Orectolobiformes; Rhincodontidae
Product: tonsoku-like protein
Exons: 3
Coding region: 892-1317 (141 amino acids)
Molecular function (GO): protein binding
Source: RefSeq, a predicted model, not a curated record